AAGAAAACAAAUCAUGUAAGGUCCGCAGAAAACAGAAUUCUAGUGAAGAGAUGGUUAGACUUGGACGUUUGUGGAUGUCUCUUCUUCCAUUUGGAUUUCUCUUGUUCUUUAGUUCAGCUUUCAUCAGAGUACCUGGUGCCCUUGCCUGGAGCAAAGAGGGUCAUGUCAUGACAUGCCAAAUUGCGCAGGCACUUUUAGAGCCUGAGGCAUCAGAAGCCGUGUACCAAUUGUUACCUGACUAUGUCAAAGGUAACUUAUCAUCCCUAUGCAUAUGGCCUGACCAAAUUAGACACUGGUACAAAUAUAGGUGGACAAGUCCACUUCAUUUCAUUGACACACCAGAUAAUGCUUGUUCUUUUCAGUAUUCAAGGGACUGCCAUGAUUCCCAUGGCGUUGAGGAUAUGUGUGUUGCAGGUGCUGUGAAAAAUUUCACUUCUCAACUCAUGCAUUACAAAGAGGGGACAUCUGAUCGGAGAUAUAAUAUGACUGAGGCGUUAUUGUUCUUGUCACACUUCAUGGGAGAUAUACAUCAGCCAAUGCACGUUGGAUUCACAACUGACGAAGGAGGAAACACGAUAGAACUACACUGGUUUAGGCACAAAUCAAAUCUGCACCAUGUGUGGGACAGAGAAAUAAUUCUCACUGCAUUAGCAGACUAUUAUGAUAAGGAUGUGAGCCUCCUUCUCCAAGACAUUGAGAGGAACUACACUGAUGGGAUAUGGUCAGAUGAUAUUACAUCCUGGAAACAUUGUAAUGAUAUCUCUCAAUGUGUAAAUAAUUGGGCCAAAGAGAGCAUACAAAUAGCUUGCAAAUGGGGUUACGAAGGAGUUGAAGCUGGAGCAACUCUGGCAGAUGAUUACUUCGACUCAAGGGUGCCAUUUGUCAUGAAACGAAUUGCUCAGGGUGGAAUUCGAUUAGCCAUGAUUCUGAACAAGGUGUUUGCUGACUCUGAAGAAAGAUUUGCAACAGCAACUUAGGCUCACAGACCCAUCAAUACAAAGUGUUUUGAAUUUGUUAAUAAGCACAUGCUCUAACUUCAUUCAUUCUCAAUUGUUAGUCCUUAGACCAUUACCUUUCAGACAACCUGCCUUUGUUGCAAGUUAUUUCAGCAUGUACUAGGCAUUGCAGUGAUGUGUUUUCACUCAAGACUUUCUAUUUUCUUUUUAUAUUAGACAUGUCCAUCGCUUGAGUCGUGCUUAAGGAAUUCACAUUAGGAGGUAUCAAAAGGAAGAGG
This is a messenger RNA of Glycine soja, 1234 nucleotides long. Its product is annotated as endonuclease 1-like. The transcript has 9 exons. The coding region runs from base 51 to 977 and encodes 308 amino acids. The record is from RefSeq and is a predicted model, not a curated record. Gene Ontology annotation, molecular function: endonuclease activity; nucleic acid binding. NCBI's taxonomy places the organism in Eukaryota, Viridiplantae, Streptophyta, Magnoliopsida, Fabales, Fabaceae. Gene Ontology annotation, biological process: DNA catabolic process.